AUGUCAUCGACUGCAGACAUCCAUGGCACUCCUGUCCGAAAUGGGCACAAUGGUCACCAUCACCAUCACAAUCGCAAUCGCAGUCGCAGUCGCAGCAACCGCAACAACCGCACCCUCUACCACGAAAAACACCAGAGGAGUCACCUAAGUGAUUUCCAAAAACAUCUUGUAGCGGCAUCGGGAGAGUUUGCGGGUACAUUUCUGUUCUUGUAUUUUGCCUAUGCUGGAAACAUCGUUGCCGUCCUCCAAGAGCCCAUGGCUGCCCGCGAUGGCUCGUUGGCCAACAGCACUCUCAUGUAUAUUGCCAUGGCGUAUGGCUUUUCACUCCUGGUAAAUGUUUGGGCCUUCUUCCGGAUCAGUGGCGGACUUUUCAAUCCCGCUGUCACCUUUGGUCUAUGUCUUGCUGGCCAACUCCCAUGGAUCAGAGCUUUAUUCUUAUUUCCAGCCCAGAUCAUUGCAGCCAUGUGCGCAGGUGGUCUUGUUGACGCUAUGUUCCCUGGCAACGCAUCAUUGGCAAACACUGUACUUGGACCGAACACUUCAGUGGUCCAAGGAGUCUUCCUUGAGAUGUUCUUCACUGCACAGCUGACCUUUGUUGUUUUGAUGCUGGCUGCAGAGAAAUCUCGCGAUACAUUCUUGGCUCCUGUUGGUAUUGGCCUGGCUCUGUUUGUGGCCCUAAUUCCAGGUGUUUUUGUGACUGGAGGCUCAGCCAAUCCUGUUCGAUCUUUUGGUUGUGCUGUUGGUGCUAGAGAGUUUCCUAGCUACCACUGGAUCUAUUGGAUAGGCCCCCUUCUUGGUGCCGCUCUUGCUGCUGGUUAUUUCCGACUGGUCAAGUUGAUGCAUUACGAAGAAGCCAACCCCGGCCAAGACUCACCAGUUGAUGUUUGA
Molecule: messenger RNA, 888 nt
Organism: Fusarium sp. VM40
Lineage: Eukaryota; Fungi; Ascomycota; Sordariomycetes; Hypocreales; Nectriaceae
Source: the annotation of a GenBank genome assembly